This is a messenger RNA of Rhizoctonia solani, 345 nucleotides long. Its product is annotated as transcription initiation factor IIA subunit 2. The coding region runs from base 1 to 345 and encodes 114 amino acids. Gene Ontology annotation, biological process: RNA polymerase II preinitiation complex assembly; transcription initiation at RNA polymerase II promoter. The transcript is spliced from 4 exons. Gene Ontology annotation, cellular component: transcription factor TFIIA complex. The record is from RefSeq and is a predicted model, not a curated record. Lineage: Eukaryota; Fungi; Basidiomycota; Agaricomycetes; Cantharellales; Ceratobasidiaceae. Gene Ontology annotation, molecular function: TBP-class protein binding; RNA polymerase II general transcription initiation factor activity.
AUGGCCUCGACGUACUAUGAGUUCUACCGUGGUUCUUCCAUUGGAAUCGCUUUAACCGACUCUUUGGAUGAACUCAUUACCAGCGGUAGUAUCACCCCUCAGCUGGCAAUGAAGGUCUUGGCUCAAUUUGAUAAGUCAUUGGCGGAUACACUUGUAAAGCAUGUCAAAGUGAAGACAAACCUCAAGGGUCAUCUAUCUACGUACCGCCUUUGUGAUGAAGUUUGGACAUUCAUUGUCCGUGGGGCCAACUUCAAAAUGGAGUCCAAUGAGGUCGUUACCGCUCAAAAGAUCAAGAUUGUUGCAUGCAAAAAUGGCGAAGCGCAGGACCCGGGGAAGAAACAAUAG